Molecule: messenger RNA, 2718 nt
Organism: Chara braunii
Lineage: Eukaryota; Viridiplantae; Streptophyta; Charophyceae; Charales; Characeae
Source: the annotation of a GenBank genome assembly
CGCUGGGUGACCCUCAUUGUGUUUGCCAUGUUUGUGUAAUAUAUAUAUAUAGGCUCAAGGAGUUACCAAGAUCAAAGAUUUGACAAGCAACACCUUUGGCCUCAUAGAUGUUAUCAUUGAUGGCAUGCAGGAAAGCGAUCCAGGCAGUAAAAUGCAGAUCAACAGCAAAGCACAAGCCCUUUUGCUUCAGCGAGGUCAAGAGUGGGGGAUGUUGAUGAAAACGCUAUACCUGGAAGACAUUCAAGCUGUGGCGAGCACUAAAGAAGAGGGUCGCUACUCGAAGCUAACUACCUUCUUCCGUAACAGAAUGAAGCACCUCGGUCCGACGUUCUGCGCAUUUGGCCAUGUGGUCAUGACGGCACAUGAAGAUGUAGCGAAGCACAUACUCGUCCCGCAGAAGCGGUGGGAUCGCGUAUACCCAGCAGUUUUCAUGAACAAGGACUUCACAGACAACGGCGCGCUCUUUACGCUCUUCCUGUCGUCCAAAGAAUGCGGAGGCAAUGGGUCGGCGGAAAUUUUGCGAAAGGUGUAUCAGGACUGGUUGAAUGGAGAGGAUCUCCAUGAGCGUAUGCAUUCAGCAAAGGCACGUUCGCUGAUCGACCAACUUGUUCGGGACGUGUCCAAGCCCGGUGCGGAUACCGCCAAGGUGGCCAGAAGAUUUGUCGUCGAGUAUUGUCACUACGUCGUGCUGGACAUGGACCUGAGCAAACCGGAAUUCGCGGCCCUCGCCGACGACGCCGCAAUCGACUACUUUUGUAACCUCGCCAGCCUCCACAACCAUUGGACAUCGCGAGCUUGGCCGCUCAAUGCUUGGGGACUGACGGAAGACAUCCCGGCGCGCAAAAGGACAGAAGUGCAAAAGAUUUACGAGGCAUCGCCAAUUGUUCAGCGAUACUUGCCGAAGAACUUCCCUACUACCAAGAUCUCUCUCUCCAGCUGGGCCCUAUCCACGAUCGACUUCAUGACUUUAGCGCCCAUUAUCGGCCUCCUCGGCGGAACAGCUGUCUUGUUGCAAUCACCCCAGCCUAUAACAUCACCAGUUGGUAUUGGUUUGACGACUUUCGAUGAGAAAGUGUUUCCAAAUGCAGAGGCUUUCAAUCCGGCCAACACAAAAAAGUGCCCCUUCUCCACAGCAUUCAAUUGGGUUGGUGAGAAGCAAGGUCCACGCAGCUGCCCUGGACGCCACAUUGCCGAACGUGCGGGGAAGGAUAUCCUGAUCGCACAGUACAAGAUGCAGGCCACUCUCAAGGACGCAGUGCCUGUGAGUGCGCAGAAGACCUCAUAAGUUGGCGGCGUGGCGAUCCGCCGGAAAAUUAAAGGCAAUCCAUUUGCGCAAUCCAUUUCUGAGCUCUGCGACGCCGUUCCGAGUCGAUGUUUUUGAAGCAACCAACCAAAAGUACAAGUAGCUAGAAAACAUGCGAAGCAGCAUCUCUUGUAUUUUGUUUGAUGGUUGAUGGCAAAAGAAAAUGCCAUUUCAACUUUCAACUUUCAAGACUUUUUCACCUACUUUUGAAGGUAAAAGUUCCGUUAAAUCCCACGAAUUUUUCAAGCGGUAAACUUUUUCGUGAAGUUUUCAAGCGGUAAACUUUUUCAAGUGGUAAACUUUUUCGAGUGGCGAUGUUUUUUUCGAAGUUGGCAAGCGUUUGUAACUUUUUUUUAUUUAUAAAUAAGUCAGUGCAGAAAUAGAUGGGGCGACGGGCGUGGACGAAGGAAGUGAAGGACCAGCCGCCUUCUGUACAAGAGAGUACAAGAGCUGAUAGGGAAACAUUCGGCAUCUGAUUCACCUUUUUUUUGUCAAAGUCCUGCAGAACGCAGAAGACGGAAGGGGAUAAGACGCCGAGGGCGAACGCACGCUACCGGCUUUUCUGCCGGUCGCUGACAGCAAUUACAGCCUGCUCUGUGUGUGUAUGUUACGGCAGUCACUUCCACAGCUGAGUCGAACAGCUCCUCCUAGUGUGUGAGUAUGCAGAGUUUCUUUCCUGUCCUCCUGUACUCGACGCUGAGUUGUUGUCACGUUUAAAACAGCUGAUGAGAAGGAUCAAGGAGAUGAUUUCCAAGAGAUCUUGAAGCUCUGGAGGCUGAGGCUGAGUACGUGUCUCAUAGGAGCCGAAAAACGUCUUCUAGAUCGGUGAUGGAUGUACAUUGUACUCCCUUCAAACAUUUUGUCUCAUAGGAGGCUGAGACUGAGGCUGAGUACGUGUCUCCGAAAAACGUUUCAUACAUGCAUCAUAAUGAUUUUGUCAGAGUCCAUCCCGAUACGUUUUUGGCGAUGUUUAUCCUCCGCUUUCGACAUUUUACUUUGCUGCUCAUUUCGUGCAGUCUAAAAUGCCCUCUCAAAAGUUUACCAAGAAGUUGCCUCUUAGCUCUGCGGUAGACGGGUUGAGAUGACUGGGUUUCGAACUCUGCAACUCUUUUUUAAGAGCCACGAACCUAGUAGUAGUAGUAGUAGUAGUAGAAGUAGUAGUAGUAGGAAGAGGAGGAGAGGGAAGAAGGGAGGGGGGAGGCAGGGGGAGGGGAGGAAAGGAAGGCGAGGAGGAGGCGGCAUAUGCAUAGGGUGGUGCAAAGGUAAAAAAGACUCAUAUUGCGUUUUCCCCGAAAGACUGGUCUGGCGUCAGGCGAAACGGGUUUGGAAAUCGGCAGGGAGUAUGGCUAUACGCCGCUGUGACUGCACUUCAUGUUUGACCAUCCUUUGAUGAUCAUUAUGUUAACAUGCCGCGA